Molecule: messenger RNA, 894 nt
Organism: Penicillium riverlandense
Lineage: Eukaryota; Fungi; Ascomycota; Eurotiomycetes; Eurotiales; Aspergillaceae
Product: ferritin-like domain-containing protein
Exons: 4
Coding region: 1-894 (297 amino acids)
Source: RefSeq, a predicted model, not a curated record
AUGAAGGUCAGUCUUUGUGCAUUGUUUGGUGCUGCUGCUGGCGUUGUCCACGGCAUACCAAUUAUGAAACGUGCGCUCAAUGACGCAACCAUUCUCAACUACGCAUUGACGCUUGAACAUCUCGAAGCAACUUUCUAUCAGCAGGGCCUACAAAAUUACACCCAUGAAGCCUUUCUGAAUGCUGGAUUUCCGGACCCCUUCUAUUCCAAUUUGCAAAAGGUUGCAUCAGACGAGCAGACUCAUGUGGCGUUUCUGACAAGUGCUCUAAGCGCCGCGGGUGCCCCAGCAGUUGCACAGUGCAGCUACUCGUUCCCAGCUACUGACCCGAAGGGCUUUAUUUCACUUGCAAAUGUAUUAGAGGGGGUCGGAGUUAGUGCUUACCUUGGGGCAGCUGCUUCUAUCACCAACAAAACAUAUCUCACUGCGGCAGGAAGCAUCCUCUCCGUAGAAGCCCGUCACAAUGCCUACCUUCGGGCUGCACAAGGCCAAAUCCCUUUUGCUCAGCCUUUUGAUAACCCGCUUGAUCCUAAUGAGGUUUUCACGGUUGCUUCGCCUUUCAUUACUUCGUGUCCCUCCACCAACAUGCAGCUUCCAGUGAAAGCAUUCCCCUCUCUAACAAUGGUUCCCAGUGAGAGUGUCACGAACGGAUCCACGGCGACUUUGAUGGCUGGUCCCGGUUUUAACUCCACAAGUACGAACCUGUCAUCCGCGUUUAUAACUGUCACCGGGCCUAUCUGGGCGCCUCUCAAAUCGCUUGGUAAUGGUCAAUUCAUCGUGACUAUUCCUGGAGGUGUCGAGGGUCAGAGCUACAUUGUCUUGACAAAUAGUAUGAGCGGCGUGAGUGAUGAUAAUAUCGUGGCCGGACCAGCCAUAGUUGAAGUGGAGUCAAUGUAA